Messenger RNA from Haemonchus placei, 450 nucleotides. The record is from the annotation of a GenBank genome assembly. NCBI's taxonomy places the organism in Eukaryota, Metazoa, Nematoda, Chromadorea, Rhabditida, Trichostrongylidae.
AUGGUGAAGCCUUCUCCUGAUCGUUCCGCUAUCGUUCGUCUGCACAAAGCCGGUCGCCCACCCGCCACGAUCGCUAAGCACCUCGGCAUCCGUCGCAGCGUCGUGUAUCGCACACUCCAACGUUAUCGAAACCUUGAUGGAAUCCAAGACCGCCGAAGAAGUGGAAGAAAUCGUACUGCUCGCACGCCGAUGGUCGUCGAGGUCGUCAUAAAGCGGAUAGCAAGAAACGCGACUCGGAGCAUCUCGACAAUUGCUCGCGACAUGGGAAUCUCGCGGAAGUCAAUGGAAGGGGUCGUCCACGGAGAUCUUAAGAUGUACCCCUACCGUACUCGGGAGGCUGCUAUCUUCAGCUCCUCGGUCAGCGGAUCAGCAGGUGCGAGUCAAAAAGUGCCGACACCUUUUGCUUCGGACGCGCAACAAGGGCCACCAUUUGAUCGUCUUUUCGAGUGA